Centrocercus urophasianus (Greater sage-grouse) is the source of this 2295-nucleotide messenger RNA. RefSeq names its product testis expressed 9 (gene TEX9). NCBI's taxonomy places the organism in Eukaryota, Metazoa, Chordata, Aves, Galliformes, Phasianidae. The coding region runs from base 1 to 1494 and encodes 497 amino acids. The transcript is spliced from 13 exons. The record is from RefSeq and is a predicted model, not a curated record.
AUGGCACCUCAGACCACGUCUCUUCUCUCUCGCCCAAAUGGCCGGCAGCCCAGUGACAUACUGGGGCCUCUGGUCAGAGCUGGGGGCUCUGCGAGAGGGCUUCCACACGGUGCGCGAGAGGGGACGUGCGGCCAAUCGCUGCACUUUCUCCACUUGGCAGCAAGGUCUGAAAUGUGGCCGCCGCUCGAAACCAAGGGCUACGGAAUGCGGCGGGGAGAAAAGAAAGCCGUGCCUCGGCCCACAGCGGCGGAGAGGACGGGAGACGAGCGGGGACGGCCGGUUGCCGUGGAGAAAGCAACGCCGCGCGGCAGACUGCGCGCGAAUAAAAUGGCGGCGGGCGGCAGCGGCCCGUCGCGGGUGUGCAGAGCGCCGGGCGGCCUCUCGGAGCCCGCCGGGAGCGGCGCGGUAAGCGGCGAUUUGCUGGCGCGGGAGGAGCACUACAAGAAACUGAAUGCAGAAUUAGAAGCAAAAAGAGAAAAACUGAUGCGUCAGACCGAAGAAGUCAUGAAGAGCCAGCAAGAGACACUAUCUAGACCAAUUUCAGUACAAACUAAGUACUGUGAAGAUGACAAACAGAGAGAUCCACUCUUUCUUAAAGUUUCAUCUCUUAAGCACUCUCAUACCAAGCCAUCAAACAAAAAGAAAUGUGCUUCUGCAUCCAUGGUUCAGAAUAGAACGUAUUCUGGAAAUAAAGGGAAAAGAAUAACGUCAAGUUCAGAAAUCAAUCUGGAAACACAAAAUGCUGAUGAUGUUGCAGUGUUGGAGGAUUGCACUGGUUUUUCUUUAGCAAAAACAGUGAGUGAAAUUGAAGGAAAAGUAGAGAAAGGAGGCUUGCCAGAUUGUCUGGAUGAUGAUAUUAUUCCAAACACUGCAAGUGAAGUUGGAGCAGAAACACAAAUCAGGUUUCUUAAGGCAAAGUUACGUGUUAUGCAGGAAGAGCUGGAUAGCAUCGUGUGCGAAUGCAGCAGAAAGGAAGAUGAAAAUCAGAAUUUAAAAUCUCAGCUUAAAGAUACUGAAGAAGAAAGGACGAGACUGCAACGAAAGAUCAGUGUGCAGCAGUCUCAGACUGAGAAAUACAAGAUGUUAUCACAAGAAGCAAGCAAAAAGUGUGAAGGAUUACAGCAAGAGGUUGUUUCACUAGAAAAGGAAUUAGAGAAUUUAAAGCGUGUACAAAAACAAGCUGCAAGCAGACAGAGUGCAACAGAGGUUCGCUUAAAUAGGGCCCUGGAAGAAGCAGAAAAGUAUAAAGCAGAGCUGAAUAAACUGAAGCAAAGUAACAAGGAUGUAGCUAACCAAGAACUCAAAAUAAUUGAAGAAUUAAAGGCAGAAAACAAGAAACUGCAGAAACAAAAAGGAGAACUAAUAACAGGUUUCAAAAAGCAACUGAAGUUAAUUGAUAUUUUAAAGAGACAAAAGAUGCACAUUGAAGCUGCUAGGAUGCUUUCUUUUACUGAAGAGGAAUUCAUGAAAGCUCUUGAGUGGGGAAAUGAUUGAUUCAAACUUGUUUGAAAUACAAAGCAGACGCCUGACAGGCUGCUUUGGAAUGUCACAUGCAAUACAGAUUUCCUGUGAAGUUCCGAGCCCAGCUGUCUGUUCUGUAAGGAGCCAGGAGGCACACAGAGCAGGUGAACUUUGUUAUCUGUUCUUCUGUUUUAGCAUUCAAAACUGUUAAUAAGGUAACAUUCAGUCUAAAGAGAAGCCAGAGUGACUACAAUCUGAUACAGCUUAUUGUUUGAAAGUUCCUAUUUUAUUUAGUCAAGGUAAAAAAAAUAAAUAUAAAUAUUCAUAUAUUUCUGUGGUCUUUAGAUACUGGUAAUGGAUACAGUCAGCAGCAAUGGCUCCGUAUCACAGGUGCUCUACAUGCAUUAUUUCCUGAAAAAGUUUAUCAUCUCAUCAUUAUAACAGAGUAUUAAAUAAAAAUGUGGGUGUAGAUGAACCAUGCGUAUGAUGUACACUAAUGAACAAGAGUAAUAAAAGCCCGUGCUGGUUAAUGAAGCUUUGUUAAACCUCAGCUAUUUCAGUGGAUUCCUGAGAGUGAUUUAGUAGAACAGUGACACACAAAGUUUGUUUGAAGUGAGGCUAUUAGCAAUGACUCUGCAAGGUGCUUAUAGUGAGAGCGGGGCUGGUCUCUUCUCACUGGUGACAGGACGACGGGAAAUGGCCUCCAGUUGCACCAGGGUAAGUUUAGGUUGGAUAUCAAGGAAAACUUCUCUACAGAUAGGGUUGUGAAGCACUGGAAUAGGCUCCCCAGGGAGGUGAUUGAGUCACCAUCCCUGGAUGUGCUUAAAAACCAUU